Messenger RNA from Candidula unifasciata, 4425 nucleotides. NCBI's taxonomy places the organism in Eukaryota, Metazoa, Mollusca, Gastropoda, Stylommatophora, Geomitridae. The record is from the annotation of a GenBank genome assembly.
AUGUCACAGUGUAAGCAGAGUGCUAGUGAAUUCAUCCAAAGCACGUUCUGCCCCCAUAUUGCGAUUCUCUGCAGCGCAGACGCGCAGCUGCUGUGUCAGAAGAACAACCUGAGUUUUGUUCAAUUGAUCCAACCUUUCUGUCGCUUGUCGUCGGAAGUUCACAUCCGUGAUCCAAACAAUGUCACACAUUCCAUCCACAACCUGCGGAUUAGUUCCUGUGACAUGGCCGCUCAGCCCCCGCAGCAGAACAUCAUCAAGAAGCAGCUCAGUGAUGCUGUGGCAUCCACCUUUGGACACAGCCAGGAACUGGGGGCCAGCAAUGUGAUAACUGUCGGCAGUUAUGAUCUGCAGCUGAGCCCAUCCACUCCCUGGUUCGAAUCUUGGAGAGAAGCUUUCCUGCAGGUGCUGCCCCCUUCUGACCACGAGUACUUGAACCAUUGCCUGGCUUGUAUUUUUGUGGUUGCUUCUAACAACGGAGAUCCGUUGAGCACUUUUACAUCUCUGGCCAACCAGCAAGUGAGCCAGCAGCAGCAGUUUCCAAACAGAUUGCCACGUUGGUUUACUCAGGGCAUAUUACAUUACUAUGUACUUUUGCACGAUGUUGUGGAUGGCGAACAGACCAGGGCUGAGGCUGUUUACCAGAGCAUGAAGGCCACGUUUGGGGUUCAGAUCUGCCAUCUGCUGCAGAUUAACUCUCGAUCGUUGAACACACUGGAGUCUGUCAAAGCUGGCAUUCCAGUUCAGCCAGACCCUUGGAGUCAGUUUCUGGCUAAGCAGUCACAUACUUUGGAUACCUUUGAGACUGACCACCCGGCAGUGAUGGAUGACAUCUCAGGAUUCCCGACCAACUUCUCCGAGAGCAACCCAGAACCAGUGCUCCACAGUGUCAUGAGCAACUCAUUUUAUGAUAAUGAGAUGGAUGAGUCAGGGUCAUCAGGCAUAACUUCAUCCUCCUCCUGUGAUCAGUUCAGCCACCCCCUUGCCUCACCAACUACCCCGCCCAGCCGGAACACACCCUCCCCAGACAGUGACCCCACAGCUGCGGCCAGCGGAUAUCCAGGUGAGAGUCGGCGGCCAUCAUCUGGUCGAUACAGGAGCACAGAUCGCAACCAGAACAAGCCUCAUGGAAUGUGUCUGACACCCAGUGACCUGGACCGCCUGAGGAUCUUCAUGCAUGAGUUUGUGGUUCGGGCUCUUAUCCCAUGGGCAGAGAGGCAGAUGAAGCACUUGAACGAACAACUCAUCUCCCGAAAAGGCAUACACCGAUCUUUCUUCAGUGCGACAAAGAAAUGGUUUGGCACAAAGCCUUCUGGGCCUGUACCUGCCUCUCAGAACACAACGGUAGUUUACACCAGGGAUGCCCCUGAGCUCCAGCUGCGACGUCUGGCAGAUCUGGCGUUUCUCUUCCAGAUGUAUGACUUUGCCUACAACACCUACCACACUGUAAAGAAAGACUUCAACAAUGACCAGGCUUGGCUACAUUUUGCUGGAGCUUUGGAGAUGGCAAGCUUGGCAGUGUUCCUUCUAGGCCCCCAAAGUCAGAAGCAGUAUCCUCACCACUACAUGGAAACUGCCAUCUCCACGUACCUGACCUCUUGCAGGAACCCUCAGUAUGCCACUCGGGCGACACUGACCAGCACAGAAGCCCUGAAGAAGAGAGCCAUGUACAAUGAAGCUGCCAUGCAGUUCUUGAAGAUGACCAGUGAGGAUUCUGACUUGACCAGUGCUCUGUUUCUGGAGCAGGCAGCUCACUGCUUUCUGGCACUGAAGACACCCAUGGUCAGAAAAUACUCGUUUCAUAUGAUUCUGUCUGGGCAUCGCUUCAACAAGGCUGGCCAGAGGAAACACUCCCUUCGCUGUUAUACCCAAGCACUGCAGGUGUACAAGGGCAAAAACUGGUCUAUUGCAGAGGAUCAUAUACACUUCACCGUGGGCAAACAUGCUCUGAACCUGAAACAGUUGGAGAGUGCUACAGCUGCAUUCAAGCACCUCCUCAUGAAGGAGAGUAAACAGUCUGUAUCUCAGCAAGCGACAUACCUAAGGGAAUACAUCUUUGUCUACAAGCAAUUGCUAAACCAGGAAGAGAGAAGCAGCAGCACAUAUGGUCAUCUGCCAGAGCUCCCAUUACCUGUCGUGGACAGUAAUGCAACCAAGGUUCUCUUAUCCUCUUCAAAUAGAAAAUAUGAGGGAAAUGGACGUAGGAUCCCUGCCUCGGGAAUGUGGUUUGACAGUGAUGCAGACAACCAGGAGAGGUGGAAGUCACUGGAGGAGAAGCUAGUACAGUCGUCUGGGCGUCCUUUCCGGGUUUGUCCGCAGUUGUUCACUGAUGCCACUGACAAUCGGUCCAGCCCUGUUGGCUUUGUUGGAGAACCCAUAACAAUUGAGCUGCAAGUGGAGAACCCACUCCAUGUGAUGCUGGUUCUGUCGGAUAUCUCCUUGCUGUGGACCUUCGUUCCUUCCAUUCAGGGACCUGACCCGCAGCAGGUCAUCUCAAACGAAGUCACAACAGUUGUCAAGAACAGCUUAGCCGAUGAGAUCAUUCAGACGUCUGUGAUAAAAGAGGUCAUAGUUCAAGGGGUCCAGAGUGAGCGGAUUCAUUUAACACUCACCCCAAGGCAACCUGGCCAUUUGAGAGUUGUAGGCCUGGCUUAUAAUUUGGGUACAAGCUCGAUUACCCAGAGUGCCUCUUUACAAGAGGGAGACAAGCCAGCAGUUAAUCAGCCAAAGUUUAGUCUGACUACAAGCAUGAUGGUCCGGGGGAAGCAGAAACUGGAGCCACAGGGACCUCGGCUGAAUGCCACCAAAGAGGAGCGGACAGAAAAACUGUAUGGCCCAGAUAGGAGGCUGGAUCUGUUGAUUCAUGAGGAGAUGCCAAGUUUAGAGGUCGUCUUCUGUGACUUCCCAGAAAACGUACUCUGUGGGGAGGUACAGUGUAUUGAAAUAGAGUUCACCAACGUCGGGAAAAGUUCCCUAAAGUCCCUGAAGGUCAUAUCCACCCACCCCAGAUUUUUCACAUUUGGGCGGGACUCUGAGCUGCCCAAGUACCCGUAUGUGUACCAGAUGCGUACGUCCCAGUGUACGUCUCUAAGCUCCACCCUCACCAGCACUGUGACAGGCAAGGAGGAGUUUUUGAAGUUUCCGGAUGUUCUGCAUAUUCCACUGCCCAAAGGAGAGCUGCGCCCAGGGGAGAAGGUCUCCAUUCCCAUGUGGCUACGGGGAGAUGAUAUUGGAGGCAUCCAUGAGGUGGAUUUCAUGUUCUACUACGAGCCAUUUGCUCAUCCUUCUAAUAUCGGAUAUAGAGUACUGCGCCACAGAGCUGUAUUGAACACAGUCGAGUCUUUAAGCGUUCGAACCACCGUCACACGGCCUGCUGCUCGUGUGGGAUCAAUACGAGGCCAAGAACUCAACUCAUGCAUGUUUGCAUGUGAGCUGGAAAAUUUAAGUCAGGUGCAAGUCCAGAGACCUCAUGUCCAGGAGCUGCAGGUGACUCAGGUGUCCUGUGUCAGUCCGUCGUGGACACUAGUCAGUGUUGGUGCCAGACACCACUCAGGUGUCCGUCUUGGCAGUCGGGAGACUCUUCAUUUGGUUCUGAAAGGGCUCAAACAAGGCCAGGAGGAAGAACCCAAGGACCUUGUGUUUAGUGAAGUUGCAUUUGAUAGAGACCAGGUAAACAGCUCAUGCAGUCCUUGCUCAGAUUUCUUUGUCCGCAGCUGGUUGCGACACAAGAGCCUCAUUGAGCCAUUGGGAAGCAGUGACGUGGGAGGCUCCCACUCUAAGAUAAGGAAGAUUGACUCCACACACCUUGACUCGGCCAUUCUGCUUCGACUGACCCUAGUGUUCUUGUGGAAGGCUUACGUGGUCCAGGAGAGUGGACAGAUGAAGAUUGUUGUCGGCCAACACCACGUACACGUUGACCGCCUGAACACAGUUUCCAUUUCCUAUCCCAUUCCUCCAGUGGUCACCAGCGCCCCACCUCUCAAAUUCACUCAAGAGCCCGAACCCACGGAGGCCCCGGCGCCCGACCCCGCUGUGACCACCUCCUUGGUGUCUUACUCCUUCUCUCAUUCCAACCAGAAACAGCACAACUUCGCCAAGGGCCUGUGCGUUGUGCCAGUUGGGCUGACUGUCCAGAACCAUACGGAUGCAGAAGUCCAAGUGAUGGUGGACUCGACCAAAUCGCCAGAGACUCUGAGCUCCGGAAGCUCCUGUCCCAGGCCUGUCAAGUGGAUUGGCCUCAACCAGGCAACGCUGACUUUGGGCAAAGGUCAGAAUGCCCACCUGACCCUCAAGGCCGGCAUAACCCUGCCAGGAACAUUCAAUUUAAACACCAUUUCUGUGUUUGUGACAUUUAGUUCUGACCAAUCACAGAUGGUUUUACAGAAGCAUACGACUCCCAGUAUUAUCACAGUAGUCAAUGUUUUAUGA